AUGGGCAACUUCAUCAGCUGGCUCAACACGAACGUCCCGGUGGACCAAAAGGGAGGCGAUGCUCAAACUGCCAAGACAAAUCAGCCUCAGUCGCUAUGGGGCAUGGUCGAGACACUGAUCCCGUUGUUGAUCAUAUCGGCAGCUUAUAUCGCUCUCUUCCUGGUUUUCAGAAGAUCCCAGCGCAGAUUUUACGCGCCUCGCACAUACAUAGGCGGGAGGUGCGAACGCAGUCCGGAAUUGCCCCGGGGAUUUUUCAACUGGUUUGGCUCGUUUUGGAAGAUUCCCGAUGCCUACUCGCUCACUCACCAGACUCUCGACGCCUACCUGUUUUUGCGUUAUCUGAAGGUGUGCACGGUCGUCUGCUUCGUCAGCGCGUGCAUAACCUGGCCCAUUCUGUUCCCUGUCAAUGCCACGGGCAAGGGUGGCCAAGGUCAGCUCGAGAUCUUGUCAUACAGCAAUGUCAACGUCGACAAGUCGCCCAACUACUUUUUCGCCCACGCCCUUGUUGCCUGGGCCGUCUACGGCUUCCUCAUGUACAUGAUCACCCGCGAGUGCAUCUUUUUCAUCAACUUGCGCCAAGCGUAUCUUUUGACUCCCCACUACGCCAAACGCAUCUCGGCUCGCACCGUCCUCUUCACCGCCGUCCCGCAGGAAUAUCUUGACGAGGCCAAGAUUCGGCAAAUCUUCAACAAUGCUGUCAAGAACGUCUGGAUCGCUGGCAACACAAAGGAGCUGGACGAAAAGGUUGAGGAGCGCGACAAGGUUGCCAUGAAGCUCGAGGGAGCCGAGGUGAAACUGAUUGUCGCGGUCAACAAGGCUCGUGCCAAGGCGCUGAAGAAGGGAGGCAACGCCAGCGAGCCUGAGCAGGACGCGGAGACGGCCAAUGUGAUUUCUCGAUGGCUGCCCGACAAGAAGCGGCCCUCGCAUCGCCUCGGUCCCCUCGGCCUCGUUGGCAAGAAGGUGGACACCCUCACAUGGUGUCGCUCCGAGUUGGAGAAGAGCAUCCCGGAAAUCAGGAGCGCCCAGGCCGCGUGGAAAGAGCAGGGCAACUUCACCAAGGUUGGGGCGCUCUUUGUGGAAUUCCACACGCAGGCCGACGCCCAGGCUGCGUACCAAGUCAUUACCCAUCACCAAGCCCUGCACAUGAGCCCCAAGGCCAUCGGUCUCAAGCCCAACGACGUCAUCUGGAAGAAUCUGUCAAUCCCCUGGUGGCAGCUCAUCAUUCGCCGCUAUGCCGUCUACGCCAUCAUCGCAGCCAUGAUCAUUUUCUGGGCCAUUCCCGUUGGCAUCGUCGGAAUCAUCUCUCAAGUCAAGACGCUUGAAUCGCUGCCUGGGCUGACGUGGAUCAAUGACAUUCCCGAGAAAAUCUUGGGAUUCAUCUCCGGAUUGCUUCCAUCGGUUGCUCUCGCCAUUCUGAUGUCGCUCGUACCCGUCAUCAUGCGUGCCUUGGCUAGAGUUGCCGGCGCCAAGAGCAACAGCGAGGCGGAGCUGUUCACUCAAAACUCAUACUUUGUCUUCCAGGUUAUUCAAGUCUUUCUCUGGCGAUCUGUUUCUGACGCCGCCUCUGCGGCUAUCGUCAAGAUUUCGCAAGACCCGAGCCAGGUCUUCACCAUCCUGGGUUCCACGCUCCCCACAACAUCCAACUUUUACAUCUCUUACUUUAUCGUCCAGGGCAUCACCAUUGCCGUGGGCACGGUGACGCAGGUUGUUGGUCUUUUUGUUUUCAGGAUCUUGUACAAGUUCCUCACCAGCACGCCUCGAGCCAAGUACAGAAAGUGGACCACGCUCUCCGCCAUCCUCUGGGGCAGCCUGCUUCCCGUGUAUACCAACAUUGUUUGCAUCAGCAUCAUCUACUCCGUUAUCGCUCCUCUGAUCCUGUUCUGGUCGACUCUGGCAUUGUUCCUCUUCCACCUGGCCUAUAAAUACAACCUGCUGUUCGUCUCGGACACGGCGGUGGACACCCAGGGGUUGAUCUAUCCGCGAGCUCUGAAGCAGCUCUUCACCGGCAUCUACAUUGGCGAGAUUGUCAUGGUUGGUAUGUUUGCGGUGGUCAAGGCGCCAGGCCCGGCGAUACUCAUGGCUGUCUUCCUCGUCUUCACGAUUCUGUACCAUAUCACGAUGACCCGAAGCAUCGGACCUCUUCUCCAAGGCCUGCCGCGGACUUUGGAAGCCCACGAAUCGCUCGUCCAGGGCAACGUCGGCGGCACCGAAGCUGCCAAGGCCAACGUGGCCGGUGCAACCAGCAACAGCGCCCCAGGGACCAAUGGUGGUGAAUCGACGGACCUGAAGAAGGCGACGUCCAGCAGCAGCAAUGACUACGGCGUUCAGAAGCCAAAGUGCAACAUCUUUACGCGGUUCUUGAAGCCGUGGAUCUUUUCCGACUACAACUCCCUGCGGCACAUGGUUCCGCAGGAACAAGACAUUGACUUUGCUCACCUGCAGGCUUCUGGCGAGGUCUUUGAGCGCGAUGCUUACUUUCCGCCCUCUGUGAACAGCGAACCUCCCCAACUGUGGAUUCCCGAGGAUUCCCUUGGCGUAUCCAAGCACGAAAUCACCCUCACCAGCAAAGUCAUUCCCAUCAGUGACAAGGGGGCUCAUCUGGACGAGAAGAACAACGUUGUGUGGUCCGAGAAUCUCAGCGACGAGGCAGACUUGCCGCCCAUCUAUGAGCCCAAGACUUACUACUAG
This is a messenger RNA of Ustilaginoidea virens, 2688 nucleotides long. RefSeq lists its product as uncharacterized. The record is from RefSeq and is a predicted model, not a curated record. Bases 1 to 2688 code for a protein of 895 amino acids. Gene Ontology annotation, molecular function: calcium-activated cation channel activity. Gene Ontology annotation, cellular component: plasma membrane. The transcript is spliced from 5 exons. NCBI's taxonomy places the organism in Eukaryota, Fungi, Ascomycota, Sordariomycetes, Hypocreales, Clavicipitaceae.